AUGGCUCCACUCCCUCCACAGUGGAACUGCUCCUAUCACUCAGAUCACGUUAGCCAAUCAGAGCAGCCAGACAGGCUGUCCAAUAAGGGGCGCUACUGGGCAGCGAGAGCCGGGUUCUUGGCCGCCGUACAGCGGUUCUGCUUUAGGCUUAGUGAGGCGCUUCGUGGGCUGCGAUCUGAGAGCCGCUGCCAGGAGCUGGGAGGAGAGCACCAGAGAACUCGGAAGCUGGUUAUGGUGAGCGAGGGGCCACUGUCCCCAGACGGGGAGGAGCGGCGGGCUGAGCGCCAGGAGCCCGAGUUGUGCUAUCUGUGUGCUGAGCUUUAUGGCCUAAAUGGUACUUCAAUCAUAGAGUCAAUUGUGGACUCAGUGACCUUUGGGGAUGUGGCUGUGAACUUCACCCAGGAAGAGUGGACUUUGCUGGAUCCUCUUCAGAAGAACCUAUACAUUAAUGUGAUGCUGGAAACCUGCAGUAACCUUGCUUCUGUGGGAAUCAAAUCAGAAUACCAGACCAUUGAAGAGCAGUAUAAACAUCCUAGGAGAAAUCUAAGGAGCAUCAUAUCUCACCCUGGAUAUACACAUAAGCUUGAGGAAUAUGGAAAGAAGCAGCAUAACUCCAAUUCUCUCACAACUAUUCACAUAUACAUGGGAGCCCACGCUGUGAGUGGAACUUAUGAAUAUGAAGUAUAUUCAAAAUCCUUUGGUUUUCCAAGUUCAUGUGGAAUAUAUCAGCAAAUUCACAGUGGAGAACAGCCUCAUGAGUACAAUCAAUAUGAAACAGCCUUUAUUUGUCCCAAUUCAUUUUGCAUUCAUGGAGGAACUCACAUCAAAGACAAACCUUCUGAAUAUAAACCAUGUGAUACCACUCUAAGUUCUUUCAAUUACCUGCCAUUUCACAGUGGAACUCCUAAUGGAGAAGACCAUUCUGAUUGUACACAGUGUGGUAAAGCUUUCAGAUGUCAAAAUUCCCUUCAAAGACAUGAAAUAAUUCAUGCUGGGGAAAAACCAUAUGAAUGUAAGCAGUGUGGUAAAGCAUUCCAAGGUCACAAUUCCCUUCAAAGACAUGAAAUAAUUCAUGCUGCAGAAAAACCAUAUGAAUGUAAACAAUGUGGUAAGUCAUUCAUUUAUCCUUAUUUACUUAAAAUGCAUGAAAGGUAUCAUACUGGAGAGAAACCUUAUAAAUGUAAGAUGUGUAGUAAAGCAUUUAUUUGUUCCUCUUUCCUGAAAAGACACAAAAGAACUCAUACAGGAGAAAAACCCUAUAAAUGUAAGCAAUGUGCUAAGCCCUUUAGAGGUCUCAGUAAUCUUAGAGUACAUGAAAGAACUCAUACUGGAGAAAAACCCUAUGAAUGUAAACAAUGUGGUAAAGCUCUGAGAAGCCAUAGUUCCCUUCAAAGACAUAAAAUAGCUCAUGGUGGGGAGAAACCCUAUGAAUGUAAACAGUGUGGUAAGUCCUUCAUUUAUCCCUAUUUACUUCAAACCCAUGAAAGAUCUCAUACUGGAGAGAAACCCUACAUAUGUAACAUAUGCAGUAAAACCUUUCGUUGUUCUUCUUUCCUGCAAAGACAUGAAAGAACUCAUACAGGGGAAAAACCCUUCAAGUGUAAGCAAUGUGGUAAAGCUUUCAGAGGUCAUAGUUCCCUUCGAUUACAUGCAAGGUCUCACAGUGGGGAGAAACCAUAUAAAUGUAAUAUUUGUAGUAAAGCCUUUCUAUGCCCCUCUUUUCUCCGAAGACAUGAAAGAACUCACACAAGGGAAAAGCCCUAUGAAUGCAAGCAGUGCAGCAAAACCUUCAAAGGUCAGAGUUCUCUUCAGUUACAUGAACGAUCCCAUACUGGAGAGAAACCCUAUAAAUGUAAGAUCUGUAGUAAAGCCUUUCUAUGUUCCUCUUUCCUUCAAAGACAUGAAAGGACUCACUGUGAAGCAAAACCCUAUGCAUGUAAACAGUGUGGUAAAGACUUUAAAGAUCAAAAUUCCUUUCAAAGGCACAAAGUUUCUCAUGUUGGGGAAAAACCUUAUGAAUGUAAACAGUGUGGUAAGUCCUUCAUAUAUCCAUGUUUACUUCAAGUUCAUGUAAGAGCACACACUGGUGAGAAACCCUAUGAAUGUAAACAAUGUGACAAAGCAUUCAGAAGCCUGAGUUACCUUCGUAUACAUGAAGGAAGUCACACUGAAGAAAAGCCCUAUGAAUGUAAACAGUGCGGUAAAACUCUCAGUUGUUCUAGUGCCCUACAGUUACAUAAAAGAACACACACUGGAGAAAAACCCUAUGUGUGUAAACAGUGUGGGAAAGCCUUCAGGGGUUUCAGUUACCUUCGAGUACAUGAAAGGACUCACACUGAAGAAAAACCCUAUGAAUGUAAACAGUGUGGGAAAAUUCUCAGUUGCUCAAGUUCCCUUCAACUACAUGAAAGAACCCAUACUGGAGAAAAACCUUAUGAAUGUAAGCAGUGCGAUAAAGCCUUCAGAGGUCUCAGUCGUCUUCGAGUACACGAAAUAAUUCACACUGGUGAAAAACCCCAUGAAUGUAAACUAUGUGGUAAAGCCUUCAGAUAUCAUAGUUUACUUCGAGUACAUGAAAGAACCCACACUGGUGAAAAACCUUAUGCUUGUAAACAAUGUAGUAAAGCCUUCAAAAGUCUCAGUAAUCUUCGAAUACAUGAAAAAACUCACAGUGGUUUCUAUGAAUGUAAACAAUGUGGCAAAACUCUCAGUUCUUCCAAUUCCCUUCAAGUACACGAAAGAGCACAUACUGGAGAAAAAUCUUAUGAAUGUAAACAAUGUGGCAAAACCUUUAGACGUUUCAGUAAUCUUCAGGCACAUGAAAAAACUCAUGCUGAAGGAAAACCCUAUGAAUGUAAACAAUGUGGUAAGUCCUUCAUUUAUCAGUAUUUACUUGAAAAACAUGAGAAGUCUCAUACUGCAGAAAAACCCUAUAAGUGUAUGAUAUGCAGUAAAGCCUUUAUUUGCCCUUCUUUACUUCAAAGACAUGAAAGAAUACAUAGUGGAGAAAAACCCUAUGAAUGUGUACAAUGUGGUAAAGCAUUCAAAAGCCUCAGUUCCCUUCAAUUACAUGAAAGAGCUCAUGCUAGAGAAAAGCAUUAUGACUGUACACAGUGUGGUAAAACCUUCAGAUGUCACAGUCUCCUUCAGGCACAUGAAAGAACCCAUACUGGUGAAAAACCCUAUGAAUGUGAAGAAUGUGGUAAAACCUUCAAAAGUGCUGGUUACCUUCGAAUACAUGAAAAAACUCAUAGUGGUUUCUAUGACUGUAAACAGUGUGGUAAAAUUCUCAGUUGUUCAAGUUCUCUUCAAUUACAUGAAAGAACUCACACUGGAGAAAAACCCUAUGAAUGUAAACAGUGUGGUAAGGCCUUCAGAAGUCAAAGUUCCCUUCGAAGACAUGAAAGAAUUCAUGCUGGAGAGAAACCCUAUGAAUGUAAACAGUGUGGUAAGUCCUUCAUUUAUCCAUGCUACCUUCAAAUGCAUGAGCGGUCUCAUACUGGAGAGAAACUCUAUAAAUGUAAUAUAUGUAGUAAAGCUUUUCUUUAUCCCUGUUUCCUUCAAAUGCAUGAAAGAACUCACACUGGUGAAAAACCUUACAAAUGUAAGCAGUGUGAUAAAGCCUUCCGAAGUCAUAGUUCCCUUCAAAUGCAUGAAAAAAUUCAUACAGGAGAAAAACCCUAUGAAUGUAAACAGUGUGGUAAAGCUUUGAUAAGUCAUAGUUCUCUUCAGAGGCAUAAAAUUGCUCAUGCUGGAGGAAAACGCUAUGAAUGUAAACAAUGUAGUAAGUCAUUCAUUUAUCCCUAUUUACUUCAAAUUCAUGGAAGAUCUCACACUGGAGAGAAACCCUAUGAAUGCAAAGACUGUGGUAAAGCCUUUACACGUUACCGCUCCCUUCGAAGACAUGGAAAAAUACAUACGUAAGGAAAAAACCCUAUCUAUGCAAACAAACAUGCAAGAAUGUUUAGAAUUUCUAGUUCUCUUCAAAUAUGUGGAAGUACUGGGAAAAGAGCUAAUGAAUAUAAAACAAAUGGUGAAGGCUUUAGGAUUUGUUUGUUUGUUUGCUUGCUAUGGAAAGCUUGGGAGGACUCACUGGAGAAAAUUCCACGAAUCUAAGAUAUGUCUUAAGAUCUUUAGUUCCAUUUGAAGACAUCAAAAUAUCUGGUGUUAAACCCCAUGAAUGAAUGGAAUAUGAUAUUUAUUUCUCAAACAUUUACUCAAAUACAUAAGCUAAUGUGCCAUGAAGGUAGUCCUAUAGAAACAGGCAUUGGGCUGAAACUGUUGCAGUUUGGAAAGUAAAAAAAAGUAAAAGCUCAUAUUUUAACCACAUUAAAAAUCAUGUGAUAACUCCAAUCGGGAGAAGAAUCUACAAAUUUAUGUGAACACUGAAGCAAAUCAUGCUCAACGUGUCGUAGCAUGAAUGAAAAGCUGUGUAAUUUGUGAAUGUCUAGUGUUUACCAGUGAUUUGAGUUUGAAGAAGAUCCUAGCAGUACCUGAUAGUGCAGAUCUGUACUCUUGGGUACUUUGGUUUUGAAGUAGGAGAUAGUAAGUCCAGACUACUUAGUGAGACCAAUCACAAUAAAAAUUGGAAAAGUGAUAGGUAAGUAGCUCAUGUGUUUAGCACUGGUCUUCCAGUUUGAUUCCCAGUCCCACCAUGAAGAGAAGUGAGAAGGUCCCUAGGUGAUGAAUUUCUGUUUCUUUUGCAAGAAAACAUUGAGAUGAAGGUUUUCUAAGUGUAGACAUGUACUUUUAGCAGCAGACAUAAUUGGUGAUAAAGAUUAUUAGACAAUUUCCUAAUCAUAGUGUAUUCUUAUAGUGUAGCCUACCAUACACUUAAGCUAUAUGGUAUGACUUCAAGACUCUCUAGUCAAUGGAAUGUUACUUUAUUGCAUAUUUUAGGCAUGCUACCAGUAAAUAUGUGUCAAACAAACGAUUUGGCAUAAAAAUAAAUGUUUACCAAUGAAGAGCACUUACUGUGAGUAGAAUAUCUAGGACUAGAUUUUGUUCUGUCAGAGACUUUUAAGUGAAUAUAAAGUCAUAGGACAAAUUAAUCUUCUGUAAACUUUAUCAACACUGUAGACUUAGUUGAUAGUAUAUUAAUGUUUUCUUAAAGAAUAAAUUUGCUUAUAACUUUUUACACUGGGUAUAAUUUUAAAAUUAUACACAUAAUUAUAAAAAAACUUUUGAUUUUUGUAAUAACACUGCUUAAAAUGUAACCAUUUUAUGAUUAUUUAAAACUAUUUCUUUGUAUGGUUAUUGUAUAAUUUUUGCAUUGUGUUUUUUUAAUUGUUUGUGAAAAAAAAAGGUAUCAUUUAGAGCACUGAUGCAGGAGGUUGGUGUUUGUAGCUAUCACUGAUUACAUACUGACACACUGUAUAUAUAGAGAAAAAAAUCUUUGGGUAACAGUACCUAUUAACCUGGAAUAACCAGGUCAUGACAGCCUGUUACCUUUCACCUUCACAUCUGUCAUGGAAAGUUUUCAGGAACAGUAAAAUGUAUAGAACUGAUGACCGUUCUUUCUUCAGCAGUCCUUUGUGAGGGACCUGUUGAAGUUCUUGAGAAAGUCUCACUUUUCUGAAAUUACAUGAUAGUGUCCUUGAAUGGUGUUUUUCACUGUUGAUUUGUUGUAAGCAGGUAAAACACCAUGAACAUUUCUAUGUUAAUGGAAAUUUUUUGGUAUUGAGUUCAAGCUUUCAAAUGUAUGAAGGAUCUAUUGAUGUGUAUACUUGUUUCUGCUGAUCCCUUUACUUAAUUUUUCUGGGCUCUUACUUUCCUUCUACGGUUUCUUUACGAUUGGAGACUUUUGAAAUAGAACUAGCUGCUUUAUCAGCUUGCCAUAAGCCCAGUGGGGCUGGGACAGUGUGUUUUGAUUUGGAUAUGAAAUUGUUCACAAAAAGUCUUGUGGUUGGACACAGAUUUUUAGUCUGUGGCUCAUAAUUUCUUACUAGGUUGCAAUAACUGAGAUUUAAAAAACAACUGGUAACAUUUAAAAGUUUUGAACACAGUGAUUAGAAGUUCAGACUUAUAUGUGCAUUGAUUCUCAUAUGUCUCUGGCAACAUUCACCCAUGUUGCAUCAUGUGAUUUAACUGUACCACCACUUUGUUCUGUUCAUGCAACAUGUGUAUUGCAUGUGAUGUCAUGCCAUACAAUGCCAAGUAACAGCUCCCUGAAGCACCUGAGCUCACACACAAGACCUGCUGAAUGUUGCAAUUUGAAAUGCUUUUACUAAAUACUGAGAGUUUUCUGCUCUUAUGGAAAUACUGAUUUAAUUUUGGAAAACAGACUUUUCUAUUUUCCUAGUGUCAUUCAUCAACAUGUAAGUACCAAAUUAAUCUAUCUUUAUAUUGUAUAGUAUAGUGUGGCUUUAAAAAUUGCUUGAGUUACUGACUUGUAUUUUAUUAAAAAAAAAUCAUUCAGUGAUUAUUGGGUUGCAAUAAAGAAAAAUAUUUUAACAACUUAUGAAAUGGUUCUAACUGUAUUUCUGCCUUUUUCCACUGAUUUACAUGAUGUUCUCCAUAUUUGACAACUAUAAAACCAAAGUAUCAAUUAACUCAGAA
Molecule: messenger RNA, 6558 nt
Organism: Peromyscus eremicus (cactus mouse)
Lineage: Eukaryota; Metazoa; Chordata; Mammalia; Rodentia; Cricetidae
Product: zinc finger protein 700-like
Exons: 5
Coding region: 1-3924 (1307 amino acids)
Biological process (GO): regulation of transcription by RNA polymerase II
Cellular component (GO): nucleus
Molecular function (GO): RNA polymerase II transcription regulatory region sequence-specific DNA binding; DNA-binding transcription factor activity, RNA polymerase II-specific
Source: RefSeq, a predicted model, not a curated record